Juglans microcarpa x Juglans regia is the source of this 2410-nucleotide messenger RNA. RefSeq names its product probable metal-nicotianamine transporter YSL6. The transcript is spliced from 8 exons. Gene Ontology annotation, molecular function: oligopeptide transmembrane transporter activity. The record is from RefSeq and is a predicted model, not a curated record. The coding region runs from base 231 to 2249 and encodes 672 amino acids. Gene Ontology annotation, cellular component: vacuolar membrane. Lineage: Eukaryota; Viridiplantae; Streptophyta; Magnoliopsida; Fagales; Juglandaceae.
AGUUGCAGGCCUCGUGACUUGAGAGUUGAGACGGCCGAAAACCAUUUCGUUUUCUUCCUUCUAUUGGCCACGCUUUCGGCUUUCCCAACCAAACUUUCAGCUCAUUCCGCCGUUUCCUCUGCCAAUCGUUGUUCCCAAUAAAAUCCAUUAAGGAUUUACGAAACGCAAAUCCCGUAUAUACUCUCGGAUCCUCCUGAAUACUGAAAGGAACCCAGAAAAGGGAUACAAUCAUGGGCACGGAGAGCUCGUCAGUGGAGAUAUCAGAGCCGUUGCUGGAGGAGACGGAGAAAAUUGGUAUCGUGGAGACGGAGCGAGUCCCCGAAUGGAAGGAUCAGAUCACGAUCAGAGGGCUUGCCGUCAGCGCGCUGUUGGGGGCCCUCUUCUGCAUCAUCGUCCACAAGCUCAAUCUAACGGUCGGGAUCAUUCCGUCCCUCAACGUCGGCGCUGGCUUGUUGGGGUUCUUCUUCGUCAAGUCCUGGACUAGCUUCUUGUCCAAAUUGGGGUGCUCGGUUCAGCCCUUUACGAGGCAAGAGAACACCGUUAUUCAGACAUGCGUCGUUGCUUGUUAUGGCCUCGCAUUUAGCGGGGGAUUUGGUUCAUAUAUGCUUGCAAUGGAUGAGAAAACUUUCAAACUCAUUGGUGUUGACUAUCCGGGUAACAGGGCUGAAGAUGUUAAGAACCCUGGCCUGGGUUGGAUGAUUGGUUUUCUAUUUGUUGUCAGCUUCCUUGGGCUUUUCAGCCUUGUUCCACUUCGUAAGGUCAUGGUCAUGGACUAUAAGCUUACAUAUCCCAGUGGCACAGCAACUGCCAUGUUAAUAAAUAGCUUUCAUACAAACACUGGAGCUGAGCUUGCAGGGAAGCAAGUCCGUUGUCUUGGAAAAUAUUUGAGCAUGAGUUUAUCCUGGAGCUGCUUUAAGUGGUUCUUUAGUGGUGGAAAAGCCUGUGGAUUUGAUAGCUUUCCCAUCCUUGGACUGACAUUAUAUAAGAGCACGUUUUAUUUUGACUUUAGUCCAACUUAUGUUGGUUGUGGUCUUAUUUGCCCACAUAUAGUCAACUGCUCAGUUCUUCUUGGGGCAAUCAUAUCAUGGGGUUUCCUCUGGCCCUUCAUAUCCCAAUAUGCCGGAGAUUGGUACCCUGCUGACCUUGAGAGCAAUGAUUUUAAAGGUCUCUAUGGAUACAAGGUCUUUAUAGCCAUUUCACUUAUCCUUGGGGAUGGGCUGUACAAUUUAUUCAAGAUAAUAGCCAUAACUGUUAAUGAAAUCUGCAACAAAAGUUCUAAACAGAGCAACCUUCCUGUCACUGCAGAUGCGCUAGAUGGCGAGGCUUCCAAACUACUAACGGAGCAAAGGAGAAGGGAUCAGAUAUUUCUUAAAGACAGAAUACCCUCCUGGUUUGCAGCUGCUGGAUUUGUGGGUCUGGCAGCAGUAUCAAUAGUGACAAUUCCAGUCAUCUUUCCACCCCUCAAGUGGUAUCUGGUUCUAAGCUCAUACAUCAUCGCCCCUGCACUUGCCUUCUGCAAUUCUUACGGCACUGGCCUCACAGAUUGGAACUUGGUCUCAACUUACGGAAAGAUUGGUCUUUUUAUAAUUGCUUCGUUGGUUGGAACCAAUGGCGGGGUUGUAGCUGGUUUAGCGGCCUGUGGAGUAAUGAUGGCCAUUGUUGCCACUGCAGCUGAUCUCAUGCAAGAUUUCAAGACCGGUUACCUCACUCUAUCUUCUGCUAAGUCAAUGUUUGUGAGCCAAUUAGUUGGAACAGCCAUGGGUUGCGUCAUUGCCCCGCUUACGUUCUGGUUGUUUUGGACUGCUUUUGACAUUGGGUCACCCGAUGGUCCCUACAAAGCACCAUAUGGUGUAAUAUUCAGGGAAAUGGCUAUUAUAAGUACGGAGGGCAUCUCUGAGCUGCCGAAGCAUUGCCUGGCCAUAUGUUGUGGGUUUUUUGUGGCAUCUCUGCUUAUAAAUCUCGUGAGGGAUAUAACUCCCAAAAAGAUCUCCCAAUUUAUUCCAAUUCCAAUGGCUAUGGCAGUCCCUUUUUACAUCGGAGCUUACUUUGCUAUAGACAUGUUUGUUGGGACUGUGAUAUUGUACGUGUGGCAACGAAUGAAUAGGAAGGACGCUGAGGAUUAUGCAGGGGCCGUUGCUUCGGGUUUGAUAUGCGGUGACGGUAUUUGGACAAUUCCAUCCGCAAUCCUCUCUAUUUUCAGGAUCACUCCGCCCAUCUGCAUGUACUUUGGGCCUUCUUUGACUAGCUGAGCAGACAUGGUUGUCACCUAUCCCCACCCAAAGAAGAAAGCCUUUGUAAUUAAUUAUAUGUUCCUUGAAUUGGAAUGUUCGUUAAAUCGUGUAAAUAUCCUUCAUUUGGAUCAUUACAGCUCAGGAAGGGUCUGUAAUAGUCUUAGGCUCCGUUGAUCUCA